Molecule: messenger RNA, 2011 nt
Organism: Linum tenue
Lineage: Eukaryota; Viridiplantae; Streptophyta; Magnoliopsida; Malpighiales; Linaceae
Source: the annotation of a GenBank genome assembly
UCCUAAGUCGGCGGGUACAGUUCAAACCCGGGAAAUAAAAACCUACGAAGCAGAACUUCUAAAAGCCUUUUAGUUGCUCCCUCCUUCGGCCUUUCUCCCUUUUCCCGCCGCCGCCACAACCUCCGGCGUCUCGCUCCCCCACGCCGCUUCCUUAUUGAUUUCCUCCGACGCCGAUUCAAGCUUCGAGGGUUUAAUCGAGCUUGGAGAACUAAGCGUUGUGGGUGUGUGCUUGUUUUCCGUUGUGUGUUUGAGCAGAGGAUCGUCCGCGAUGGAUGAAGAUAAAGGGAUGUUCAAUGUCCAGCAGACGAUUGGUACGGUGCUCUGCUGCAGAUGCGGCAUCAGAAUGCAGCCGAACGCGGCCAACAUGUGCGUGAGGUGCCUUCGAUCGGAGGUGGACAUUACCGAGGGUUUACAGAAGCAUGUGGUGAUCUCCCACUGUCCGGAAUGCGACUGCUACCUGCAGCCACCCAAGACCUGGCUCAAAGCGCAGUGGGAGUCGAAGGAGCUCCUCACAUUCUGCGUCAAGCGGCUGAAGAAUCUCAAUAAGGUGAGAUUGAUCCACGCUGAGUUCGUCUGGACCGAGCCACACUCCAAACGGAUCAAGGUCCGCGUGACGAUCCAGAAGGAGGUCCUCAAUGGCGCGGUCCUCGAGCAGGCUUAUGUUGUUGAGUAUGUUCAGCAGGACCACAUGUGUGAGUCUUGCUCGAGAGUGGCGGCCAACCCGGACCAGUGGGUUGCGUCGGUGCAGCUCCGUCAGCAUGUUUCUCAUCGUCGGACGUUCUUCUACCUCGAGCAGCUGAUAUUGAAGCACGAUGCUGCUGUGAAGGCUAUAAAGAUCAAGCAGAUGGAUCAAGGUAUCGACUUUUUCUUUGGGAACCGUAGUCAUGCUGUGAAAUUCCUUGAAUUUCUGGGGAGCGUUGUCCCGACCAAGAGCCGCGAUGAUAAGCAGCUGGUUUCUCACGAUGUCAAGAGCAGUAAUUACAACUACAAGUACACUUUCUCGGUCCAGAUCAGCCCGGUUUGUCGCGAGGAUUUGAUUUGCUUGCCUCAGAGGCUUUCUUCCAGUUUGGGCAACAUUGGGCCUCUUGUUGUCUGCACCAAGGUGACCAACAGCAUUGCACUGCUCGAUCCUUUCACAUUGAGGCACUGCCAUCUGGACUCUGAUCAGUACUGGAGGCAUGGUUUCAAGUCGUUGCUGACCAGUAGGCAGCUAGUGGAGUACAUUGUGUUGGAUAUCGAAAUCCCCUCGCCACCAAUGGAGGCUAAAAUCGGUGGGGUCAGGUACCUAUUGGCCGAUGCCCAGGUGGCUCGAGUGUCCGAUUUCGGCCGCAACGACAACAUCUUCUUCGUGAGGACUCACCUUGGACAUCUUCUGAACCCAGGCGACCAUGCCCUCGGCUACGACCUCUAUGCUGCAAAUAGCAACGAUAGCGAGCUGGAGAAAUACAAGAAUCUCGUGUUGCCGGAGGUGGUCCUGAUAAAGAAGAGCUACGAAGAGGCGCGGCUGAGGAAACGAGGGAAGCCUAGGAAGUACAAGCUCAAGCACCUGGAGAUGGAAGUCGACGACAGAGCCAGGGUCGACGAAGAGAAGGAGAGGUCGGAUUACGAGCAGUUCCAAAGGGAUAUCGAGGAGAACCCCGAGCUGCGGUUCAAUCUGUCGCUGUACCGUAACAAGGAGUACCAGGAGGAGUCGGAGGCCGGCUCAAUGGCUGAUGAUGCUGCAGCUCCGCUGGAGGAGCUGCUUGCUGAUCUUGUGCUGCUUGAUGAGAGUGAUGAGGAGGAAGAUGAGGGCAUGAGAGAAUGAGGACAGAGUGUGUUGGGUAUUUCAUUUUGUGUUAUUCAGAGAAGUACUUUUGAGAUGGUAAAGAUUGAACUUUUGUUCUGUGACAUUUGUAGCGGUUGCUAAUUCUGUAAGCGUUGUAUGGGUUUGUUGAACUGAGCUGUGCUGGUGUAAGCCUUAUCUUAUAAGGAAUUUCCAAUCACUACUACCUAUUGUAUUUGAAAUUCACAA